This is a messenger RNA of Cololabis saira (Pacific saury), 1644 nucleotides long. RefSeq names its product hemicentin-1-like. The record is from RefSeq and is a predicted model, not a curated record. Bases 1 to 1269 code for a protein of 422 amino acids. The transcript has 8 exons. NCBI's taxonomy places the organism in Eukaryota, Metazoa, Chordata, Actinopteri, Beloniformes, Belonidae.
AUGGCUGCAAAGAUGUCUUUUCUUCUCUGUCUGAUGCAGGGUGUCCGGUGUGGAGACUGGAAUGUGUCUGUCCCCGAGACUGUGGAAGUCAUGGCGGGAUCCCUUCUGACUCUCCCCUGUGUCCGGUGUGGAGAUUGGAGUGUCUCUGUGCCCCAGACUGUGGAAGUCAUGGCGGGAUCCCUUCUGACUCUCCCCUGUGUGUUUGAGAUACCAAGUCAAUUUGAAAAGGACCUGAAUUCCAAAUGCAUAACAAAAUGGGAAAGUAAAGAGCCCUCUACCAGUCGUUCAAAGUUAAUGGCAGCUAUAAAAACAACAGGAGACGUAACAAAGAAAAACUGCACCACAACCUUCGAUAACUUGUGUCCUCAUCACUCUGAUACAUAUUACUUCAGACUGGAAUGUUCCAAUCCCCUGGUAUGGUCUUUUAAAGAUACACUGGUGAAUCUUGUUGUGAAAGAUUCACCUAAAGACACCAGAGUUUCUGCCAGUCCAUCUGGUCCAGUACCAGAGAACACAGCUGUGACUCUGACAUGCAGUAGUGAUGCCAACCCUCCAGUAAAGAACUACACCUGGUACAGAGCUGAUGGACACCAGGAGACUGUUAUUGGGACUGGACGUGUUUUAACCAUCAAAGCAUCAACUGUUAGCAGGUUCUUCUUCUGUAAAGCUGGAAAUGACCUCGGAGACGGACGCUCUGAAAGCUAUGAAGUAGAUGUUCAGUUUCCUCCCCAGAUCCUGCUCCCAUCUGGCUGCACCAAAACUGCAGACCAGCUCAACUGUUCCUGUCAAAGUACAGGAAAUCCUUCUCCUUCUCUGCAUUGGUAUUUGGAUGGACAACAUGUCAAUCAAUCUGGCAAGUUUGUCGUGAGCACAGAUUCUUCAAAUGACAAACAUGUGAGGAGCAUCAUCACAGUGAAUCAGCCACUGGAGAGAAAUCUGUCCACCUUGGUCUGCCGCAGCUUCAACCAUCUCGGAACAUCCAGUCUUCGGUUCAACAUUAAUAAUCUUCAAAUUUCAGCAGAAUGUAAAGAUCCUGUGCUGUUGCUUGUAUUGGUCAUCAAAUCCGCCACUCUGUUAGGAUUAGGAUGUGUCCUGGUGUUUUUCAUACGGGCUCUUAAUAAGCACUAUAACUCCAGGAGUCAGAUCACCAAUCGAACCAUCACAUCUGCUGCUGCAGGAAACCGUCAGACAGGAGCAGAAGAUGAGGUAUUGAACACACCUGACGACAGCAUUUAUUACAACAACAUUGAGCUUUCAACUCUCAGCUAAGCAGCAGUACCUUUUCAAACUCUGGCAAAAAAAAAAAGAAACAAAAUCACACAUGUGAAGUACUCGGAUCCAUCUGCUGGCCCCAUCCUAGAGGAGGAGAAGCGUAAAGCAGGGCCUGUUUGUAGAAAUGUUGUCACCAACGCUGUGGAGAUGGAAGAUCUGUAUGAAAGAAGUCAAAAUGUGAGGCAGGAAGUGUAGCUGGUAGUGCCUAUCUGGAGGAGGAGAAGUUAAAAAAAAGGUUGCUUAGCUAACUUAAAUAACUGCUUUUUUUGGGCUUGGUACUAAAUAAUAUACAAUAAAGCGAAAUAAUAAUAAGGCUCCAUGCCUGUGUUGUUGUUGUUGGGAUUUUUUUGUUUGAUAUUUAGAUGCAAAUAG